This is a messenger RNA of Drosophila albomicans, 488 nucleotides long. RefSeq lists its product as uncharacterized. The transcript is spliced from 2 exons. NCBI's taxonomy places the organism in Eukaryota, Metazoa, Arthropoda, Insecta, Diptera, Drosophilidae. The record is from RefSeq and is a predicted model, not a curated record. Bases 191 to 430 code for a protein of 79 amino acids.
CCUCUUGAUUCCGUUCAGAAUAUUUGUUUGUAAUACCGGCUGGGAUAUUUACCAACACUGACCGCUUGCAGGUUUGUUUAUCUCGAAGUCAGGUAAACGCUCUGAUGCUCUAUCUGUCAUACUCUACAACGUUCGCGCCAAUUUAUCCUACUACCUGUGCGAAAAGGCUACAGUUGCGAAUAAAACACUAAUGCCUGAUCUAGCCUGCUUUAGUUACAAUAGGUUCUUCCAAAUGUCAACAUUUCAAAGAGUCGCAAUUAUUGUCAUAACAAUGUCAUAUUACCACAACGUCCUUGGCGAUAUGACGAAAAUGUCGAAGAAGUCGCAUGUUGAGGACUUUGAAGGCGUUACUGUAUUAUUUGAGGCUCUUACAACAUCGCCAAACGACGACAACUGUCGUAUAUCUCAAGGAAUGUACGUCCUGGAAUAAAUGCAGGCAAACUUGUUACAAGACGGGAGCAACGAGCUACAGGUGGUUUCAUGACGGC